AUGGUUAACGAGACAUUCCGCUCCUGGGAUCCGAAGUUUGAAGAUCAGGCGAUUAAUGUGAAUGUGGGAGGCCUGAAGAGAAAGCUCCGAUCCAGCACCCUGUCCCGGUUCCCCAACACCAGACUCGGACAGCUGUUGACCUGUGACUCGGAAGAGUCCAUCCUCCGGAUAUGUGAUGAUUACGAUGUGUCAAAGAAGGAGUUCUACUUCGACAGACACCCUGGGCUUUUCCCAUACGUGUUAAACUUUUACCAGACCGGGAAGCUGCACAUGAUGGAUGAGCUCUGCGUUUUUUCCUUUUCGCAGGAGAUUGAGUACUGGGGCAUCAAUGAGUUCUUCCUGGAUUCCUGCUGCAGGUACCGUUAUCACGAGCGCAAAACCGAGAGCAGGCGGAAAAACUGGGAUGACGAGAGUGACGUGAGCAGCAUCGACACCUCUCCAGAUGAGAUCUCGGACUUCAACCGGGAUUUGCUGAUAUUCCGGAGCUUAAAGUAUGGGAAUUGCAGGAAGCAGCUGUGGCUAACCCUGGAGAAUCCAGGCUACUCCAUCCCAAGUCGGCUUUUCAGCUUCCUCUCCAUCAGUGUGGUUCUGGGCUCCAUUGCCACCAUGUGCAUCCACAGCAUGCCUGAGUACCAGAUUCUAGACCAGUACGACAACGAGAUCGACGAUCCCAGGUUACAGAUCGUGGAGCAGUUCUGCAUAGCCUGGUUCACCAUGGAGGUCUGUUCCCGCCUGCUCCUGAGCCCCAACUUUAAGAGGUUUUGCUUUCACCCGCUCAACAUGAUCGACAUAGUCUCCAUCUUACCGUUUUACUUCACUCUGCUGGUUCAUCUGAUCUUCGGACGAACAACAGAUCUGGAAAACCUGGGGAAGGUGGUCCAAGUCCUGAGAUUGAUGAGGAUCUUUAGGGUGCUCAAGUUAGCACGCCACUCAACAGGAUUGCGGUCAUUGGGAGCAACUUUAAAGCACAGCUACCGAGAGGUCGGGAUCCUCCUGCUGUACCUGGGCGUAGGAGUCUGUGUCUUCUCUGGGAUGGCAUAUACAGCUGAGAAGGAUGAAGACGUCGGACUGGACACCAUUCCAGCCUGUUGGUGGUGGGGGACGGUGAGCAUGACCACGGUGGGCUAUGGGGAUGUAGUACCCAUCACCGUGGCGGGCAAGCUGGCCGCUUCGGGCUGCAUCCUAGGGGGCAUCUUAGUGGUGGCACUACCCAUCACCAUCAUCUUCAAUAAGUUCUCCCACUUCUACCGACAGCAGAAGGCGCUGGAAGAGGCAGUGAGGAGCAACAAACACAGAAAAUACAAAAGAAACUCAGCAGAUCUGAUCACAUCUAUGAAGGUGGCCCUGGGUUUGGAAGGUGCCACCUAA
This is a messenger RNA of Hemiscyllium ocellatum (epaulette shark), 1368 nucleotides long. RefSeq names its product potassium voltage-gated channel subfamily S member 1. Gene Ontology annotation, biological process: regulation of delayed rectifier potassium channel activity; protein homooligomerization; potassium ion transmembrane transport. The coding region runs from base 1 to 1368 and encodes 455 amino acids. NCBI's taxonomy places the organism in Eukaryota, Metazoa, Chordata, Chondrichthyes, Orectolobiformes, Hemiscylliidae. The transcript is spliced from 4 exons. The record is from RefSeq and is a predicted model, not a curated record. Gene Ontology annotation, cellular component: membrane; voltage-gated potassium channel complex. Gene Ontology annotation, molecular function: delayed rectifier potassium channel activity; protein binding.